UGCAGUUAUGGGAGUGGGCAGGCUUAUUUAUUUCUUGCUAAAGGAACAGCCUGGAAUCAACAUAACAGCACUAAGUGAUUGAAGGGGACGGGCGAGGUAACAGAUGCUGAUGGUAGUCUUUAUAGAACCGAGAAAGAACAUACUGAAGAGAACAAGUGAACCUGGCAAACAAUGAAGUGAUUAGGAGGGCAGACAGACUGGAACUGACUGAGUGCUAUAUGGCAGUGUUUCCAUGAGGGAACUUCCACAGUGCUGGAGAAGAAGUAACAGACUGAAACACCUUCCAAACAAAGUGGAAAAUAACCAGGAAGUCACUGAACAAUAUCUGAGGAAGAAACCUUGGUUUCCUGGAAGAAAGACUGUCCUGUAUGACUGCUGAAAGAUGAAGGCCGCCCAUGAAACAGAGUAUAGAAGGUGGAUUUGUCCUAAGCCAAAACAAUUGCAGAAGAAGAGUGAAACGGACACCAUGAGAUCCCUGGCAUUGACACCCAUGCUCUCCAGCUCACAGCGGGCCCAAGAGCACAGGGGUAGAAGGAAGGCUGUUACCCAGGAUAAUGCUAAAGCCGUUUGCUAUUCAAGACAUGAUACCGUGGAAUGCAGACCUACUGAUCCAGACCAGGAGCUACAUCCACAGCCUUGUCGACCUUUCUCUGCAGAAGAAGCAUCAAGGGUCAUCAAGUAUGUCUUAGAUGGAGAGCUGCAGGACUGUGGUUAUGAUGCCAGAGAGAGCCAGAGGAGAGCACUGGAACUUGCAGAGAGAGUUAAGGUGGCAGUGAGAGAGCUUGGUUAUGAGAGGUACAAGCUUGUCUGCUAUGUAGUGCUAGGCCCAGUAUCACAAGGGACCAUGUGCUGCUGUAGCAGGAGUGUAUGGAGCCCAAACUCGGACACGUAUGCAGAAUAUUUGUUUCAGAAUCAGUCUCUCUUUGCAUUGUGCAUUGUUUAUGCUGGGUACUAUGAGUGACACACUCGCCAGACAUGCAUAUAGGGGCUGAUUCUGAGACGAGAGGAAAGCAAAAACAAGUAACUUUGGGCCUAAUGUGGAGAUGUGUGUAAGCCCCAUGAUUUAUGCACAUCUCUGACGGUGGGGCACCUGCAAAUGUGCAGAAUGGGUCCUGCAAGGUCACAAGCAGUUCCCCAAGCUGCAGCCCAAUUGACAGGCUACGGCCGUUUGGAGGAGUGGGGUGGGCAGAGCUGACCAGCAUUUCCAAAAACAGGGCCGUUUCGCCCGUUUUCAGGGAGUGGAGAGUCCAGGGUCUGCAUCUUGGCAUGCUGAUUUCCUGGCCUGAGAGUUACUCAACUGGCUGAUGUUCACGCAAGUGAUCCACUGCUGCAGGAGGCAUCUAAAUAAUCAAGACACCUCCUGCUACUUCAGCAUAUUUUCGUACAGCAGCUGCGUCCAAAGAUGCAGCUGGUGUACGAACUACGUCAUCUCUUAAUUAGGCUCUUUGUAUUUGGAACAAACCAUUUUGCAGUGGAAGCAGUGCAGAUACAUUUAUUUAUGUUGCUGCAGGGUAAUAACUGGCUGUAUUUGCACGUAGCUCUCAAAUACUGAACAGCUUUAUUUUUACACUGCAAUUUAGAUUAGUGUUUGGACACGACCCACCCAAAUCUAAAUCUCUGUGCACGUUACAUCUGCCCCACCUGCAGUGCAGCAUGGUUUUACCAAGGUGCAAAGUUACUUGUUCCUUUUUGCUUUGCUCCGAAAGCCCUAUAAUGAGGGAUGUCAAACUGAGGCAGCUGUCUUAAGUGGAGUACCCGGCCUCCGAGCAGAGGGAAGGAUAGGGAGAGUGGUGUGCUGGGGUAGCAAGUGUGGUCCGUUUCUUUUUCUGAUUUUAGCAUUAUUGAAAUGUUGAUAAUUCUAGUGUGCUUCUUGUAUUCAAGUGUCUUGUGUUGGAAACCUCACAAGAAAACACUGGAAAUCAAUUCUGCUUGGGAUUGCAAAGUUGCACCUACAUGAAACACAAGAAUACUGGAAAAAUGUAAAUUGGCCAGACACAUGUAGCAUUGUUUAUUCUUAAUGCACAAUACCAUGUAUGGAGAAGAACACACACAGUAUACUGUAUCACCACAAGAACCUCAACCCAACUGAUAAGCACGCUGGUGGACGGGUUACCUUGCAGUCACAUGACCUAGACACCUCACUGUCAUUGAGUUCACCAUAAACUUCUUCUUAUUACUUACAGUAUUCAAGAGGAAUAUGUUAGACCACCUGUCUGACAACUAGAGCUUGCUGUAUUGUAUCUUGCAACAGAACAAUGAUCCUAACAGUAAAUCCACAAGUGAAUGACUGAAAAAGAAUCCGUGUUUUGGGAUGGCCUAAAAUACCUCAAGUCAUUGAGAUGUUGUGACAAGAUCUUAAGAGAGCUGUGUCUAAAUUGAUAAACUCCUACAGAAAAUUAUUACAUUAAUUUGCUGCUGCUAAAUAUGGUCCUAAAAAUAAUUAAUCCAAUGAAAACUUUGUGAAACAAGAAAAACCCAGCUUCUUCUUGUUGGUUUACUGUUUGUUAAAUAAAUGAUUAAAGCUAAAUCUGUUAAGUGUUUUGUUUGUUAGAUGAGAUUAGAUUUAUCACAUUUUAGAACUUGGUGAGGACAAGAGAUGGU
This is a messenger RNA of Pseudophryne corroboree (corroboree frog), 2601 nucleotides long. Its product is annotated as dynein light chain Tctex-type 5-A-like. Gene Ontology annotation, molecular function: dynein intermediate chain binding. Gene Ontology annotation, cellular component: cytoplasm; cytoplasmic dynein complex. NCBI's taxonomy places the organism in Eukaryota, Metazoa, Chordata, Amphibia, Anura, Myobatrachidae. Gene Ontology annotation, biological process: microtubule-based movement. The record is from RefSeq and is a predicted model, not a curated record. Bases 383 to 961 code for a protein of 192 amino acids. The transcript is spliced from 2 exons.